Molecule: messenger RNA, 1253 nt
Organism: Anolis carolinensis (green anole)
Lineage: Eukaryota; Metazoa; Chordata; Lepidosauria; Squamata; Anolidae
Product: malignant fibrous histiocytoma-amplified sequence 1 homolog
Exons: 1
Coding region: 159-986 (275 amino acids)
Molecular function (GO): protein binding
Source: RefSeq, a predicted model, not a curated record
UUUACCUCUCCAGAGGCAUAUGUGUUUACCGAUUGGAUGUAGCUGAGCAACCUAAAGCUUCUGUAUUUGCUUUGCUAAUAUGAGGGCAGGAGCAAGGUGGAGAACUCAAAUAAACAGAGUCUAGCUGAUAAAAAGUACCGAGACAAAGUUACUGGAAAAUGAGACUUUAUCCUGAUAUUGGAAGAAUGAAACUGGGCAACAGCACCCCUUUCCCCCUUCUCAGCACUGACCUCCAAUGGAAAUAUCUACUAGAACAUGAUCCUCAAGGUGAAGGUGGAAAAAAGCUCAAACUGGAAGGCAAGGAGUUGAUGUCAGUGCCUCGCCAGCUCUUUGCACUUGAAGGACUGCAAGUUUUAGAAAUGAGCCCAGAACGAAAGAGCUGCUUGAGGUAUUCCCUGGAUUUUAUCCCCCAUGAAAUUGGCCAUUUAAGGAACCUAACCCUACUCUACCUGGACUCCAACAACUUGAAAGAUGUUCCUGUUGAAAUUGGUUUGUUAAUCAAGUUGGAAAGACUUACCCUCAGUAACAACAAUUUAACUUUUCUGCCGAAGGAAAUUGGAGACCUACAGAGACUCCGCAGCCUCCAUUUGGCUAACAAUAGUCUGACAGAGUUUCCAGAAUCCCUUUGUCAGCUGAGGAACUUGGUCUUCUUAGAUGCCACCGAUAACCAAAUGAGCACCAUCCCUGAUGCCAUCCACCAGCUACAGAAACUGGAGACGUUGCUGCUACUUUUCAACUCCCUCAAGCAUUUGCCAAGAGGAAUCUGUUCAUUAAAAACAUUGACGACCCUUUGGCUAGGCCACAACAAGCUAGAGGAACUCCCAUCCAGUUUUGGACAGUUGGUUCAUCUGGACUGGGGCAGGAAUUAUUGUUCUUGUAAUUUUGAAGGGAAUCCAUUAAAACACCCACCUCUUGAAAUCUGCAGUGGUGGGCCUGCUGAGAUCAGAGAGUAUUUUGCCUCACUAAAGGAACAGAAAGAGAUCUGAGUGGUUUGAGUGGUGGACUGGAAGACCAAAGUUAGAAAAUAAAAAUCUACUACGCGGUCUUGGUUAAAUCACCCUCUCUCUGUUUAAGGAGAAGGCAAUGGCAUGCUCUGAAUCAAUAUGGAAAUGAAAACACCAUGGUACGGCCACCGUAAGUUGCAUUCACGUUAAAAGCACAUAACAACAAGAAAAAAGAGUAGGCAUUUUUAUGCGUGUUCCAUUUGGGGAGGGUUAUAUUGAACAGAAUUAGGCAUGUCUAUUUUGCAUGAA